This is a messenger RNA of Pseudoliparis swirei, 5500 nucleotides long. RefSeq names its product von Willebrand factor D and EGF domains (gene vwde). Gene Ontology annotation, biological process: anatomical structure development. The transcript is spliced from 31 exons. Gene Ontology annotation, cellular component: cell surface; extracellular region. Gene Ontology annotation, molecular function: calcium ion binding; signaling receptor binding. The record is from RefSeq and is a predicted model, not a curated record. Bases 198 to 5381 code for a protein of 1727 amino acids. NCBI's taxonomy places the organism in Eukaryota, Metazoa, Chordata, Actinopteri, Perciformes, Liparidae.
UCUCUACUCACCGGACUUUCCUCCCGCUUCGGAACUUUUUUCUUCUUCUUCUCGGCAUCAAGGUAAAAAAGUAGGGGACAGAAAGCACGGCUGCGCUCCGGUCGACGGAGAGAGGCAGAGGACCGCUCGCCGGUACACACGGCGCCCCGGAACGCGCGCGCGGUGCUCGUCGCUCGCGCGCCGGACGCCGCAGGACCAUGACACUUGAGACGGUUCUGAAACUUCUCCUGUGCGUUGUGUUUCUACUCCCUCACGUGAUGCACGCUCAGACAGUGCUCCCUCCUGAGUGCGUGCCGGGCGGCCACUCCGUCCUCCGGGAGCCCAACCGCAGCACCACCUUCAGCUCCAGCCGGCUGCAGCAGUCGGCGCUGCAGGACUUCAUCUGCGACCACUCCCUCGCCGCCGGCUGGUACCAGUUUCAGAUCUUUGACAAGCCGGCCAGCAUGCCCACCCAGUGUGUGGAGGUGAACCACUGUGGUACCCAGGCUCCCGUGUGGCUGUCCCUGGGGGAGGGGGAGUCCCUGCCGGGGCCCCUGGAGGUGCGGCCGCUGACGGCCUGCGCCGCCUGGCAGCUCCUCCCGGGCACCAGCACCGACUGCUGCAUGUUCCGCCUCCCGGUCACCGUACGCAGCUGUGGAGACUUCUAUGUGUACCUGCUGCAGCCCACGCAGGGAUGCAUGGGGUACUGCGCUCAGGAGAUGUCGGACACUCCUCCCACGGCGUCGCCGAGCUGCGGCCCCGACGCGGUGACCGCCGGCGGGACGUGUGCAACUGCGCAGCCGCCCGCUCCGUCUGCACCGGUGAUCGUCCCGGAGGUGGCGGGACACUCUGUCUCCCUGAGGUGCAGCUUCGGGAGCGUCUCCAACAGCUCUGUGGGCUACGUGGUGGCCUGGUCCCGCCUCUCUCCGGAGGGCAGGAAGGAGGAGCUCAAACGGGAGACCACCAUCCAGACCUCCGCCUACAUCGAACUGGACGGCUUCAACCUCCGCCUGGGGGACAAGAUCUACUGCUCCAGCUCCAGUUUCCUGUUGGACUCGCCCAACGUUCACGGUGCUUCAGUGCAAAGUCCGGAGUUCUUUGCUGGCAUCACGCUGAGACCAGAGAAGCGCGCCGUGUCCGAGGACGGGCGGCCCUACGAGCUGCUGGUGGAGAGCAGCGUCCCCGUGCCGUGUCCGGAGGAGCCGCCGUGCGCUCUGACCCUGCAGCUCAGCACCAGCAGUGCAGACGAGGACGUGUUGGGGGCGGACCUGUCUCUGUCCUCCUGCGUGGUGGAUCUGACCCGGGGGCCCUGUCGGGACGGGGUUUGCGGCCGAGCUCUGAUCCACUUCAGCGCCGUCACCGACUUUGUGAACGACGGCGACAGGACCACCCGGAUCGCCGUGAAACCCAUCGUCACGCAGAACUCUCUCUGGAGCGGAUACUCGCCAGAACCAGUGGAGAUAACGGUGACGGAUGUCCCCUCCGCCUACUGCUACUCCUUCACUGAUCCUCACAUCAUCACAUUUGAUGGCAGGCACUACGACAACUACCAAGUGGGCACCUUUGUCCUCUACAAGAGCACCGCCAGGCCGUUCGAGGUCCACGUGCGCCAGUGGGAGUGCGGCAGCGUGGUCCACGCCGCCUCGUGCGCGUGCGGCUUCGCGGCGAGGGACGGCGGCGACGUCAUCGCCUUCGACAUGUGCAACGGGGAGAUGGGCGAGGCCAAACCUCACCUGUCCGUGAGGAACGGGGACCUGAGCCGCAGCGGCAUCCGCAUCACCGAGUCCUACCAGGGUCGCAAGGUCACGAUGACCUUCUCGUCGGGCGCGUUCGUCCGCGCCGACGUGUCCGACUGGGGGAUGAGUCUGACGCUGAGGGCUCCCGGUUCGGACCGGGGCCGCACCGAGGGCCUCUGCGGGACCUUCGACGGCCAGCCGCACAACGACUUCCACUCAGCGGGGGGCGCCACACUGGAGCAGCCGCACGCUUUCAUCUCCGAAUGGAGGCUCCCUCCAGGCAGCAGCCUGUUUGACACCAUGCCAUCCCACCUGAGCACGCCGAGCCCCCGCAAGUACUGCAACUGUCAGGCCGGGCCCCGCCCUCAACCCGACUCCUCCUCCUCCUCCUCCUCCUCCGCCUGCUCCCAUCAUGGCAACGUGCACCUCCCCAGCGCCAUCCCCUACCUGGACGUCACGGCGGAGUACAUCGGCUCGGUGGAGCUGCUCACCGGCGAGGGAGGCGUCGGUCAGCCGCCGCCGCCGCCUCCUCCGGGGCGCUCCAGUCACGGCGCCUCGGGUCGAGGGGGGGGCGGAGCUUCCGCCUCGACCCGCAGCCAGCGUCGGAACCACCGCUUCACGUCGAACGCCCCGCGCCGAAGCCUCGGCCGGUCGGAUCCGGAGGGCUUCGCCUACUUUUUCCCGGCGGACCACGAAGCCACGGGUCCGCCGGACUCCUCCCCCAAGUGGCCCACGCCUUCCGGCCUGACGGAGCGGCAGGCCGAGGCCCGGUGCCGGCGGGCCGUGGCGCGCUCCGGCACGGCGCUGGGCUGCGGGCGCCUGCUGGGGGAGUCGACGGUCGGCGGCGCGGCGGCCAUGUGCGUCGCCGACCUGCAGCUGAAGGACGAGCCGGCGUGGCUGAGCGCCGCCGUGCCGCUGCUGGAGAACGAGUGCGAGAGGAGGCUCACGGAGGAGAGGCGGAGUCACGAGGAGGACCAGGAUGUGCUGGCGGUCCUCAAGUGUCCCGGCCUGUGCAACGGGAACGGCCAGUGCUCCCAGUGGGGCUGCGUCUGCUUCCCAGGAUUUGGGUCGUAUGACUGCAGCGUGCUUUCUGACCAGACCCCAGAGAUCACGCAGCUGGGGGAGGAGGGUCUGUGUGACGUACGACGGGGAGGCUGCCCCGCCCUCCAGGUCCACGGGCGAGGCUUCCAGGACUCCUACGAGCUCAAGUGUGAGUUUGUGAAAGAAAAGUUUGAGGAUGGGCUCUGGGUCCUGGACGAGCCCCAGUUCGUCCUGGCCGUCUUUCUGGAUGUGACGGCUCUGGAGUGCCAGCUCCCCCUGGUGGACAGCCGUGGUCCUGCGGGCCCGGACCUGGAGACGGAGACUAACCGGCCACUGGCUCGCUGGCAGAUCAAAGUUUCCAAUGACGGCUACAGCUUCAGCAACGCCAAGAUCCUGACUCUGUACGACGGAGCUUGUCAGGUCUGCAUCCUCGGCGCCGAGGUCCUGUGCACCCUGAGGGAGAAAACCUGCAGCAUCGACGUCCGGUGCUACAGCGAGGGCGAGUCCCACCCCAGCAGCCCUUGCCUCGCAUGCCGCCCGGACUCGUCCAAACACGCGUGGGCCGUCGCCGAGAAGAACGAGCCUCCGGAGCUCCAGCCGUUGCCGCUCGGCCUCCGGUCCUUCCGGGGAGAGAGUCUGGUCUACCAGCUCCAGGCCCGGGACCCCGAGGGCUCGGCGCUGCUCUUCACCCUGGUGUCGGGCCCCCGGGGUGCCGCUCUGUCUCCGGCCGGCCUGCUGACGUGGAAGGCCUCAGCCGAAACUACGGACACGCCCACUUUCAAGUUCACCGUGACGGACGACUGUCACGAGGAAACCGAAGCCUCCAUACAGGUGUCUGUGCUCUCCUGUGAGUGUCUGAAUGGAGCGUCCUGCGUGUCCAACGCCGGCCUCCCCGCCGGCAGCGGAGAGUACCUGUGUGUGUGUCCUGAAGGAUUUAAAGGGGAGCGGUGCCAGGUGGACGUUGACGACUGCAAGCCCAACCCCUGCAGGCUCGGCCGCUGCAUCGACGGACCCGACUCCUUCUCUUGUGUCUGCCCGCCUGGAAUGACCGGCCGUACUUGUCGAGAGGACAUCGACGAGUGCGUCUCCCGGCCUUGUUCGCCCGGGCUCGGCUGUAGCAACACGCUCGGCUCCUUCGUCUGUGGACUCUGCCUCCGAGGAUUCAGAGGGGACAGGAAAGUCUGCUCACCGAUGACCGCACCGGCUCGAGCGCCGCCGGUUUCCCCGAGGCUCAAACCCUCGGGCUCGUCGGCGUGCUCCAGGCGACCGUGCCACGCCGGGGUCCAUUGUUUCGAGAGCGCCCACGUCUCCGCGGGCUUCAUCUGUGGCCCCUGUCCCGCCGGUCUCCGUGGAAACGGACGGACGUGCACCGCGACAGGUCAGGGUGACGUCGCCAGUGGAGCCGAGGGUCAUCUUCACGUCAGCCAAUCAAACGCCAGUAAGGAAAUGACUCCCACCUCCUCUUCCUCGUCUUCAUCGACUCCCAUACGACCCGCCGACAGGCGGACGAGACCAGAAGCCACCAUCCCCAGCGUGAGGAGAGCUUUGUCCACAGACGUCCCGGCGGGGGCGGAGCUGCACCCCGACCUCGCCGCCGGGGUCAGGCUGGGGUCGCCACCCCUCCACCUGACCUGCGCCGACUCCCCUUGCUUUCCCGGUGUUCCCUGUGAGCUCGCCGCCACCGGGUCCUUCAGGUGUGGACGCUGCCCGUACGGGUACACCGGAGACGGAGUCGCAUGUAAAGCUGUGUGCCGGUACCGCUGUGGCGGGAACAUGGAGUGCACGUCGCCCAACGCCUGCACCUGCAAGGCGGGCUACACCGGGUACAGCUGCCACAUCGCCGUGUGUCGACCCGACUGCAGGAACCAGGGCAAGUGUGUGAGGCCGGAUGUGUGUGAGUGUGCGGCGGGCUACAGCGGGCCCACCUGUGAGGAAGCGAGCUGCGAGCCGCCCUGUGGACACGGAGGCACCUGCCUGGCCAGGAACCUGUGCACCUGCCCGUACGGCUACGUGGGACCCCGAUGUGAAAUCAUGGUGUGUAACCGGCACUGUGAGAACGGAGGCGGCUGCCUUUCUCCCGACGUCUGCCAAUGCAAAGCCGGAUGGUACGGACCGACGUGCAACUCGGCUCUCUGCAGCCCCGUGUGUCUGAAUGGAGGAACGUGCACGAAACCCGACAUCUGCGUCUGCCCCGGAGGCUUCUACGGCUCUCAGUGUCACAUCGCCGUGUGCAGCCCUCCCUGUAAGAACGGAGGUCGGUGCAGGAGGAACGGCGUGUGCUCGUGUCCCGAGGGCUACACGGGCAGGAGGUGUCAGAAGAGUGUGUGUGAGCCGAUGUGCAUGAACAGAGGCAAGUGUGUGGGGCCCAACGCCUGCUCCUGUGUGUCGGGGUGGAGAGGGAGGAGGUGCAGCAUACCCGUCUGUCUGCAGAAGUGUAAACAUGGCGGCGAGUGUUUGGGACCAAACACCUGCCACUGCCCCGCCGGCUGGGAGGGCCUCCAGUGUCAAACACCCGUCUGUAGGGGGCGGUGCCUGAACGGGGGGAGGUGUGUCCUCCCCGACUACUGCCACUGUCGGAGAGGCUACAGCGGCCCCACCUGCAGCGCCAAGGCGUCGCAAGCAUGAAGAAAAUGAGAACUGGGAUGAAAGAAGCUCCGACAUGCAAGAAGAGAGGUGUGUGUGUGUGUGUGUGUGUGUGUGUGUGUGUGUGUGUGUGUGUGUGUGUGUGUGUGUGUGUGUGUGUG